Molecule: messenger RNA, 1303 nt
Organism: Seminavis robusta
Lineage: Eukaryota; Bacillariophyta; Bacillariophyceae; Naviculales; Naviculaceae
Source: the annotation of a GenBank genome assembly
AUGCGGAGAAACUACGGUACCUGGAUCAUGACCCGCGCCUUCCCACUGUUGUCUCUGGACGAUGUAAUGAGAUGGGAUGGGGUCACUCCCUACAGCGCUCUCUUCCUUCCAUUUGGAGAUAGAGGCCACAGCGCUGCAACCGAUGUUCUCUCCAAGGUCCGUGAGGUUAGCACGGAGCGAGAAGUCCGUGCUGCCGUGGAAACUUUGGCCGUUUUUGUCAAGGAUAUCGCAGAGUCACAGUCAAUCCUUGAUACGGACCACGAUAUUUUAGAGGACUUUGACGAGACAAAUGGAAAUUGCAACCAUGUUUCAAUCGUGCGGUGGAAAGCUCUUGUUCGUCAUCUUCGGCAAGCCACCGUCGACCUCCACGAUUCUUGCCUUGCGGACACCUACCUUGUCGCAAUAAAAGCAGCCAUCGAGUUCUCAGCUCACGUUGGAACAAAGCUCAUGCCAGAUUGUCCAAAGUAUGAGUCGGACGAAGAUGUUUGACGAAGCAAGCUACUUACUUGAUUCAAUGCUAUGAACCCUAACCUGUCUUAUAUACAUAGUAUAAUGGCUGAGUACACUUGUAGACAGUGAUGCGUCCAGGCGGGGCAUCAGAGUGGCGUGCUGUGCGAGAAGCCCUUAUCAAAUCUUGCCAGUCUCUCUCAAAAAAAAAUAAUCAUAGGUUGACAAAGAACUGGAGUCGAGUCGAGUUGAUGACACAUGUCCAACAAACACGACUUCCGCUACACGACGAGACCUACCGCUAGUUCGGAAGCAAUAAAGUCUGCGGUUUCAAUCUUAUAUUGGGAUUUAUACAUAUGGGUUUUCGUUUGUCUGGAUCCCUGCAGCAUUCAUCACCAAGUUUAUUGACGACAACAACCAUCCAGUGACUUCUGAACGAAAACACCAACUAGAUGUACACUCAAAAGGACGAGCCAUACUAUUCAUCUACACUGGGAAUCACAACACCACAAAACCGAGUGUUACACCCAUGGCAAAUCCAUCAUCUUUGUGAGUUGUCGUGUCAUGUAUAGGUUUGAAGUCUCGUACUUAGUUACGCCCAGGCAGAUGUAGCUGCUCCAUUCUUUUCGUCAUCAUCAUCCGUCUCGGAAUUCUCGGUUGGCGGCGUCUGAUGAUAGGGCCAUUCGGGAUCCUGAUAUUCUUGCAUUGGAAUCUGCUUCAUGGCCUUUGUCGGGGACAAUCCCAAGACAUCCUUCAUGCGUCGUCCGGCUUUCAAGUAGCGUCGAAUAUUGUUGGCAUUGGCCGACCAUCGAAAGGAAUCACGAGCAAACGCCGGUGCCAACCUUUCAUAGACACG